AUGUCGAUUAAACGUGCCCUCUCCAAGGCCAUUAGGGGACACUUGGGAAAUGAGGAUGACUCUUCCGGUUCCAACGUUCGCUCUGCUCUGCCAUCAAAAGUUCGUACCUCGACAGAUCGGUCCGGUUCUCCUACCGCAUCCCCUCGUCGCAGCAUCAUUGGCAACUUCCUCCGUGAUAAGAAUGAGUAUAUCUCUUCGUCUGAUGAUGUCUCCGACGACUCUUCUACCGGUGCCUUGAGCAAAAACCAACAGAAGCGGUUGGUGCGUCAGCACCGUCGCAGCGAGCGCAGUCGUCUCAGCGAGGAAAUGUUCUCCGAGACCGACCAUCGCCGCAAGGAAGAGGAAAUUGCCAAAUCCACAGCCGAGGAGACGCCAGAAAUGAAAGCGCGUUAUGGCGAGCUUCCUUUAAUGCAGUCGUCCGUUCGAACACGAGAAGUGCGGACUCGGCUCGAUGACAUAAGUCUUGCCAUGGAGGGACAGAAAGUGUUCUUCAGCGCACGACUGCACGUCAUCCGUCGAAUGAGUGCCAAACUGGUGUUCCUGGUAUUCCGUCAACAGCUAGGUACCUUCCAAGGUGUUUUGCAUGAGCGGGAGGGAGCAAUCUCUCUCGCCAUGGUCCAGUGGGUGGAGCACCUCCGGGUGGGCUCUUUUGUGACAGUCCGCGGCACUGUUCAGAAACCGGAGGUUCCAGUGUUGGGCUGCUCAGUUCAUGAUGUCGAGCUGGCCAUUGAUUCGGUUCACCUCCAAGUUCGCCGCGAGGAGCCUGUCCCCUUCAGUGUUUACGAGGCAGAGAUUCGGACCACCGAAGAAGAAAAGAUCGAGGGCCGCCGCAACCACAUCCCUGACCGGACACGUUUGGCCAACCGGAUUCUCGACCUUCGCACAUCAACCUCGCAAUCCAUCUUCCGUCUUCAGUCCGUGACAUGCAAUCUUUUCCGUACUUCCCUUGACGACCGCGGCUUUAUCGAAAUCCAUACCCCGAAAUUGCAAGGCGCUGCUACCGAGUCUGGAUCGAGUGUCUUCGAAGUCAACUAUUUCGGUCGCCCUGCGUUCCUCGCUCAGUCUCCUCAAUUGGCGAAGCAGAUGGCUAUCGCUUCUGAUUUCGGCCGCGUCUACGAGAUUGGUGCUGUGUUCCGUGCCGAAAACUCCAAUACCCACCGUCAUCUUACAGAAUAUACUGGAUUGGAUCUUGAGAUGGCUAUUGAUGAGCACUACCAUGAGAUGCUUGAGACACUUGAUGCUGUGAUUAAGAAUAUCCUCACGGGCAUCUACACCAAACACCGCCGCGAAAUUGAUCUCAUCAAGUACCAGUUCCCCUCCGAAGAUGUCGUAUGGCUGGAAAAGACGCCGAUCAUUCGUUUUACCGAUGGUAUCAAGAUGUUGAACGACUCGGGCUGGUUGAACGAAGAGGGCAAUCCGCUACCUUUUGACGAGGACUUGGGUACCCGUGAUGAGAUUCACUUGGGUGAGCUUGUCAAGGAGAAAUACGGCACUGAUUACUACGUCCUCGACAAAUUCCCUCGUGGUGCACGUCCCUUCUACACGAUGCCCGACGUUGAUGACGACAACUUCACGAACUCAUUUGACAUGUUCAUUCGUGGGCAAGAGAUUGUCUCGGGUGGUCAACGUAUCCACGAUCCCCACAUGCUGGAGGAAAACAUGCGUCGUGUGGGCAUUAACCCGGAUGAUAUGGAAGACUAUCUCGAGGGCUUCCGCUGGGGUGCACCACCCCACGCGGGCGCCGGAGUUGGUCUGGAACGUAUCAUGAUGCUUAUCCUCAAGCUGGGCAACAUCCGACUGACGUCAAUGUUCCCUCGCGACCCCAAGAGUUUGCCAGCAAAGCCUGUCUCUGAAAACCUCCGCCACCCAGAAUCAUCGACCAUCGAACCGCCGUGGCACCAUGAGCACAAGGCUCGGACAGCUUCGGACGUCAGUGAGCUGCAGCCUCUGGAACAUCUGGUCGCUAACUACGGCGAUGCCACAUCAACCUCCUGGUUUGAUGAACGCUUCAAGAUCUGGCGUGACAUGACUACUGGUGCAGCUGUCGCCUACGUGCCCAGCUCCUCCAAUUAUGCGAUCAUUCCCGGUAACCCAGCCUGUGAUCCCAAGCAGUACACACGCACAAUUACACAAUUCUUGCAGUGGCUACGCCGCGAAACCAAGUAUAAGCCCGUGUGGAUCCUCUGCUCGCCUGAAGUCGAGACUAUUCUUGGCGAACGACUAGGCUGGCGCAGUUUGUCUUGUAUCGCCGAAGAGCGCAUUGACCCAUCGCGCAACCUAGCCGCUUCUGACGGCGAGAUUGCACGUAAGCUGCGUCGCGCCGAGACCGAGAACGUUAAGCUAGUUACUAUGAACCAAGGCGAGAUGGUUCCAGACGAUAUUCGCAAGAAGAUUGACGACCGUAUCACCGAGUGGCUGUCCAACCGCAAGGGCGCGCAAGUGCAUUUGUCCCAGAUUCGCCCAUGGUGCGACUUCGAGCACCGUUGGUACUUCUACGCUCUGGACAGGAAUGGCGUCGUCUGCGCCUUCGUCGCUUUGGCAAUGCUAUCUCCUGCCCAUGGUAUGCAAGUCAAGUACAGUCUCGAUUUCCCCGGCGCGCCGAGCGGUACUAUCGAAUAUAUUGUCACGCAUGCAAUCCAGACCGCCGCUAAGAGUGGCGUCAAAGGCCUUACAUUUGGCGCUGGCGCCACUGCCCAGUUCACCGCAGGUCACAACUUGCAGGGAACCAAGGUCAAGAUGUUGGAGCACACCUACGAAGCCCUCGCUAAACAGUUCCAUCUUGUGCGCAAGAGUGAAUUCCGUGCUAAGCUCGGCGCCACCGAGGAUCCGCUCUACAUUUCCUACCCGUCCCACGGCCUGGGCUCUAGGGGUAUACGCGCGAUCCUCAACUUCUUCGAAGACUAA
Penicillium roqueforti is the source of this 2904-nucleotide messenger RNA. It is a transcript of the gene erdS, whose product is annotated as aspartyl-tRNA synthetase, cytoplasmic. Gene Ontology annotation, biological process: aspartyl-tRNA aminoacylation. Gene Ontology annotation, molecular function: ATP binding; aspartate-tRNA ligase activity; RNA binding. The transcript has a single exon. Gene Ontology annotation, cellular component: cytoplasm; cytosol; aminoacyl-tRNA synthetase multienzyme complex. Lineage: Eukaryota; Fungi; Ascomycota; Eurotiomycetes; Eurotiales; Aspergillaceae. The coding region runs from base 1 to 2904 and encodes 967 amino acids. The record is from RefSeq and is a predicted model, not a curated record.